AGGGGGGCGGCCGCCAUGUUGGGCCGGGCCGCGGAGGAGGAGGAGGAGGAAGGGCGGGGUCGGGAAGAUGGUGAGUUGGAAGAAGGUGAACUGGAAGAUGAUGGGGCCGAGGAGACCCAGGACACCUCCGGAGGGCCUGAGAGGAGCCGGAAAGAGAAGGGGGAGAAGCACCAUAGUGACUCGGAUGAGGAGAAGUCUCAUCGGAGACUGAAGCGGAAACGGAAGAAAGAGCGGGAGAAGGAGAAGAGGAGGUCGAAGAAGAGGAGAAAAUCCAAGCACAAACGCCAUGCAUCCUCCAGCGAUGACUUCUCCGAUUUCUCAGAUGACUCGGAUUUCAGCCCCAGUGAAAAGGGGCACCGCAAGUACCGAGAGUACAGCCCCCCGUAUGUGCCGUCCCACCAGCAGUACCCGCCAUCGCACACCACACCCCUGCCCAAGAAGUCCUACUCCAAGAUGGACAGCAAGGGCUACGGCAUGUACGAGGACUACGAGAGCGAGCAGUACGGCGAGUACGAGGGGGAUGAGGAGGAGGACAUGGGCAAGGAGGACUAUGACGACUUCACCAAAGAGCUGAACCAGUACCGGCGUGCCAAGGAGGGCAGCAGCCGGGGCCGAGGUAGCCGAGGCCGCGGCAGGGGCUACAGGGGCAGAGGAAGUCGUGGAGGAUCGCGAGGCCGAGGCAUGGGCAGGGGCGGCCGAGGAAGGGGCAGAGGCUCUGUGGGAGGAGACCAUCCAGAGGACGAAGAAGACUUCUACGAGGAGGAGAUGGAAUAUGGAGAAAGUGAGGAGCCAAUGGGAGACGACGAUUAUGAUGAAUACUCCAAGGAGCUGAGCCAGUACCGCAGGUCUAAGGAUGGCCGAGGCCGAGGGUUAAGUCGAGGCCGGGGCCGAGGUUCCAGAGGCCGAGGGAAAGGGAUGGGCCGGGGUCGAGGCCGAGGUGGCAGCCGAGGAGGGAUGAACAAGGGCGGCAUGAACGAUGAUGAAGACUUCUAUGACGAGGACAUGGGCGACGGUGGUGGUGGAAGCUACCGGAGGAGUGACCAUGACAAACCCCACCAGCAAUCUGACAAAAAAGGCAAAGUCAUCUGCAAAUACUUUGUGGAAGGGCGGUGCACGUGGGGUGACCACUGUAAUUUUAGCCAUGACAUUGAGCUACCAAAGAAGCGAGAACUGUGCAAAUUUUACAUCACUGGAUUUUGUGCCAGAGCCGAAAACUGUCCCUACAUGCAUGGUGAUUUUCCCUGUAAGUUGUACCACACCACUGGGAACUGCAUCAAUGGCGAUGACUGCAUGUUCUCCCACGACCCUCUGACCGAAGAGACAAGAGAGCUCUUAGAUAAGAUGUUGGCGGAUGAUGCAGAAGCAGGUGCUGAGGACGAAAAGGAAGUGGAGGAGCUGAAGAAGCAGGGCAUCAACCCCCUGCCCAAGCCACCUCCUGGAGUCGGCCUCCUGCCCACCCCUCCCCGCCCCCCAGGGCCCCAGGCUCCAACCUCUCCCAAUGGCAGGCCCAUGCAGGGUGGCCCACCGCCCCAGGACAUGUACAACAAGAAAAUCCCCUCCUUGUUUGAGAUCGUGGUGCGGCCCACAGGACAGCUAGCGGAGAAGCUGGGUGUGAGGUUCCCCGGACCUGGUGGACCCCCAGGGCCAAUGGGCCCAGGGCCCAACAUGGGACCCCCAGGGCCAAUGGGGGGCCCAAUGCAUCCUGACAUGCAUCCUGACAUGCACCCGGACAUGCAUCCUGACAUGCAUCCUGACAUGCACCCGGACAUGCACCCCGACAUGCCGAUGGGCCCUGGCAUGAACCCUGGUCCGCCCAUGGGACCCGGCGGCCCCCCCAUGAUGCCCUAUGGUCCUGGGGACUCCCCACAUUCUGGAAUGAUGCCCCCUAUCCCGCCAGCCCAGAACUUCUAUGAAAACUUCUACCAGCAGCAAGAGGGCAUGGAGAUGGAGCCGGGCCUCCUUGGGGAUGCAGAGGACUACGGGCACUACGAAGAGCUGCCGGGGGAGCCUGGGGAGCACCUCUUCCCCGAGCACCCUCUGGAGCCUGACAGCUUCUCUGAGGGAGGGCCCCCAGGCCGGCCGAAGCCAGGCGCCAGUGUCCCUGACUUCCUGCCCUCGGCUCAGAGGGCCCUGUACCUGAGGAUCCAGCAGAAGCAGCAGGAGGAGGAGGAGAGAGCGAGGAGGCUGGCUGAGAGCAGCAAGCAGGACCGGGAAAAUGAGGAAGGUGACACUGGAAACUGGUACUCGAGUGACGAGGACGAGGGCGGGAGCAGCGUCACCUCUAUCCUUAAGACCCUGAGGCAGCAGACGUCUAGCCGACCCCAGGCUUCAGUCGGGGAGCUGAGCAGCAGUGGACUGGGGGACCCCCGCCUCCAGAAGGGACACUCCACAGGAGGCCGACUGGCUGACCCUCGCCUCAGCCGGGACCCCAGACUCACUCGCCACGCCGAGGCUUCCAGCGGGUCAGGCUCAGGGGACUCUGGGCCCUCUGACCCCCGACUGGCUCGCUCUCUGCCCACCUCCAAGCCCGAAGGCAGCCUUCAUUCCAGCCCCGCAGGCCCCAGCAGCUCCAAGGGAUCUGGGCCAUCCGCUGCAGAAGAGGAGGAAGGGGAGCGGGCCCUACGGGAGAAGGCUGUGAGCAUUCCCCUGGACCCCCUCCCUGGGCACCCCCUGCGGGACCCGCGGUCACAGCUGCAGCAGUUCAGCCACAUCAAGAAGGAUGUGACCCUGAGCAAGCCGAGCUUCGCCCGCACUGUGCUCUGGAACCCUGAGGACCUGAUCCCCCUGCCCAUACCCAAGCAGGACACGGUGCCGCCCGUGCCUGCUGCUCUGCAGUCCAUGCCUGCCCUGGAUCCCAGGCUGCACCGUGCUACCACUGCAGGGGCCCCCAACGCCCGGCAGCGCCCAGGCCCAUCCACGGACCCCAGUGCAUCUGGCUCCAACCUGCCUGAUUUUGAACUCCUCUCUCGCAUCCUCAAGACUGUCAACGCUACAGGCUCCCCAGCGGGCCCUGGCCCAACUGACAAGCCCAGUGACCCCCGGGUGCGGAAGGCCCCCACUGACCCUCGGCUGCAGAAACCAGCAGACUCCACGGCCUCCUCCCGGGCAGCCAAAUCCGGCCCCUCUGAAGCAUCCUCUCCUGCCUCCAGCCCUAGUGGGGAUUCCUCCCCUCCAGCCACAGCUCCCUACGACCCGCGCUUGCUGGCUGCUGGCGGGCUGGGCCAGGGCGGCGGGGGUGGCCAGAGCAGCGUGCUGAGUGGCAUCAGCCUGUACGACCCAAGGACUCCCAACGCAGGUGGCAAAGCUGCAGAGCCGGCUGCAGACGCCAGCGCCCAGCCCAAGGGCCCCGAGGGCAACGGCAAGAGUUCGGUCCCCAAGGCCAAGGAGCCCCCCUUUGUCCGCAAGUCUGCCUUGGAGCAGCCGGAAGCGGGCAAGGCCAGUGCAGACAGCACAGCCACGGCCACGGACAGGUACAACAGUUACAACCGACCCCGGCCCAAGUCCUCUGCGGCCCCUGCCGCCACUUCGGCCACCCCACCACCAGAGGGCACCGCGCCCCAGCCAGGGGUCCACAACCUGCCCGUGCCCACCCUCUUUGGGACUGUGAAGCAGGCGCCCAAGACGGGCUCAGGAAGCCCGUUUGCUGGCAACAGCCCAGCCCGCGAGGGUGAGCAGGACGCAGGGUCUCUGAAAGAUGUUUUUAAAGGCUUUGACCCCACCGCCUCCCCCUUUUGCCAGUAGUGUUAAGCCAGCCUGAGCCAGCGCUCCCUGCACCCCACCCUUCCCAGGGUGCUAUUUAAGGGCAGCAGCCAGAGUCGGGAACUUGGUGGGCGGGGGAGGGUCCUGGGUGUUCUUUCUUUUUUCCUUUUCUCUUUCUUUUUCCUUUUCUCCUUAAAGUAGUACUUUCUUUGAGACUUACACAUUGUAUAUAACUGUCUUCAGUUCUGGUCAGUGCUGUGGGCUCCUGCGCCAGCGCAGUCCCCAGUCCCCUGGAACUCAGUCCCCAUUGGCAUUAGGCCUGGCCAGGCCUCCAAGGCAGGGCGCUGCCUGGGCAGAGCUCGGCCCCCUCGCACCCUACCCCAGGACAAAGGGAGCGGUGUGUGGCGUCGGCGGAGGUGCUGAACAUGGCUCACCGUGGCGUUGGGAGGGCAGAGACAUAGCCGAGGCCAAGGUGGACUCGCAGAAGCAGGUACAGCAUUGCCAGGACCCCAGGAUACCCCGCGCCAACUCUAGUCCACAGGCCGUGACAACCUACUCAGGAGAAAGUGAGAAGUAUUGAAGAAGGAAAGGAAAGAGCUGUUGGCAGACCCUGGGGACCUCGAGCUUGUGCACUCUCCCGUCUGAAUUCACACACGGGGCCCUUCCUGCUACCCUCCGUCCAGAGUUCCUGAAAGCCGACACCUCCAGGCUGCAGCAGAAGACUCCGGCCAGGGAGAUGGACCUGGAGUCACAGGGCUGGUGGGGCCAGAGCCCCCGAAGAGCCGCCUCCAGGAGGCCUCCCCUUAGAGCGCCGUUUCUGUCAGUAUUACCCGUCCUGUCCUGUUAAACCCCCGCCCUCCUCCCACGCCAGGGGUCUGGGGUCUGGGGUCUGCCCCGUCCUCGGAAGCUACAGCGCCCAGUGCGCCUGCACUGCUGGCCUAGCCCUGGAAACAGCUCAAGGAUCCGUGGUGUGGCCGCUUCAACAGACUCCCAUCUGGGAGCCCUGGGGUGGCCCUUUGGCAAAGUGUUUCUGCUUCUCUGCUUUCUUCGCACUUAAGCUGGGUUAGCUUAGGGCACAAGGUAUUGGGGUGUUUGGUUUUUUUUCUCCCAAACCGACGGCUGCAUGGGUUCAGAGAUGCAUCGUGGUGUUGGGUUUGUGGACACCUCCAGGAAGGGGCGGGCAGCUGCAGCCCAGGCAGGGGCGUUGCUGGGCCCUUUGUAGGAGAGGGGCCCGGACCUCACUGGCAAGUGGGCAGAGGCUGCAUCCUGCUUCCCUUGAGGGAGCAGAAAGGUCUGCACUGGCUGCCUCCCUGCCCCCCAAACCUAGCUGAGGUCCAGCUUCAUCCGCAGAGCCCCUGAGGAGUCUCGCCCUGCAGACAUGGUCUGUGGAGACUGGCCCAAGGGAACAGGUCUUCUCCCUCUGGGUCAUCUCCGGGCCCCAGGAAACCUGUUAACUGUGGGCCAUCUCCUGCCCUUUCUCCCAGUCCCAGCACCUCAGCUGCCUCACCAAAGGCCCCUGUCUUGUCACUGCUAAUAUAUGAGGGAACCUGGUCACCCAGCCAAAGCCUUCCUCUCCCGCCUUCCGAGGGAGGGAGGGAGGGGAACAGGCUCCUGCAGCACCUCAAAAGGAGAAGGUUGGAAACAGUGCGGGCGUGAGACGUUGGCAGGGCAUCCCAUAGGGCCGGCAGCCCCAGCCAGGCAGCGCCACAGUGGGGUCGGUUUGGUUUGUCUUUUUUGGGGUUUGUGUUUUGUUUCAUUUUUUAAAGCAAUCAUUAGUGAGAUUUGUCUUCAGCCACCAGUGUUGGCCUUGAAGCAGAGGGCCACAGCUCUUGAUGGUGUUUGUAAAGUAAGAAUACACAGUGUGGCAGUGUUUGGGGUAUUUUUUUUUUUCCUACUUUGAACAUUUUCUUUUAUAAAAGAAAAAUUAAAUACUUUUAAAAAACCGAAAUCUGUGGAUGAAAUAGAAGCUGGACCCCCUCCUCUUGGAAUAUUUAGCCUAAGAGCCUCAUGGGACUAUGAAUUCACCCAAAAUUUCGUUUGCCAUCAGGCCAAGCUUUUAAAGAAAAAUUGUUCUCUAACCAGGAUUGUAACAAAAGUGUAAAUACUAUUUCAGAGUUGAAAGUUGAUGGUGCAAAUAUGUAUAUAACGUACUGUAUUUUUACAAUGAUCGCAUGACUAUUCCACCCCCCUUUUUGUACUCCAUAUCUGUCUUCCAGAAUCGUCACCUGCCUUUUCUCCUGUGGUCUCUUAAUCCAAUAAUUGUAUUACUGCCAUUAAAGGAUGCAGUUAUUUUAAAAAGCC
Molecule: messenger RNA, 6000 nt
Organism: Tupaia belangeri chinensis (Chinese tree shrew)
Lineage: Eukaryota; Metazoa; Chordata; Mammalia; Scandentia; Tupaiidae
Gene: ZC3H4
Product: zinc finger CCCH-type containing 4
Biological process (GO): negative regulation of DNA-templated transcription
Cellular component (GO): nucleus
Molecular function (GO): RNA binding; metal ion binding
Source: RefSeq, a predicted model, not a curated record